UGCGCCCUGAUGUCGGCGUGUGUGUGUAAACAGUUGUACGGUCUAGGAGGCAAAUCAAAUUGUAAUUUUAAUGAAAAGUUUUAAAACAGGCGCACAUCUUUGUAUCGGUUCUCUCGUGUUUGGUCGGUGAAGGAGGCGAAAAUGAAGAUUAAAUCCAAGUCUUCGUAUCAUAAAUCUGAGAACACCUACAGGUUUCUCACGUUUUCUGAGAGACUUGCCAAUGUAAACAUCGAUGUGAUCCAUCGCAUAGACAGAACUGGGUCUUAUGCAGAGGAAGUAGAAACCUACUUUUCUGAAGGACUGACAAAAUGGAGAGACCUCAAUUUAACAGAACAUUUUACAACAUUUUUGAAAGAGGUUUCCAACAAGAGCCAGUCCUUCAACAUGCUGGUUUUCCAUCAGAAGACCAUAGUGCAGAGCCUGAAAACACACCUAGCUGUGAAAAACAGUCUGGCCUACCAGCCACUGUUGGAUCUGGUAGUGCAGCUUGCCAGAGACCUGCAGACUGACUUCUACCCCCACUUCCCCGACUUCUUCAUCCUCAUCACCUCUUUACUUGACACUAAGGACACAGAGGUCCUGGAGUGGGCUUUCACCUGCCUGUCUUACCUCUUCAAGUACCUAUGGAGGCUCAUGUUGAAGGACAUGGUCAACAUCUACAGUUUGUACAGCACACUGUUAGCACACAAGAAGGAGCACAUCAGGAAAUUUGCCGCUGAAAGUUUUUCAUUUUUGAUGAGAAAAGUUCCAGAUCUUGAUGCCUUGUUGAGUCAUGUGUUCUCAGACCUGGAGACGUACCCUGACAAGGCAGAGGGGACAGGUCAGCUGCUGUUUGAUAUGUGCAAAGGAGUCCGAAACAUGUUCCACUCCUGUACCGCAACAGCUCUUUCUGUAGCUUUGCGUAAGCUGGGCUCCACUACCAGUCCAGGGGUGUCUCUGCCCUGGGACACUGUCAGGGAUGCUCUGGAUCACAUGGCUCAGGCUGCAGCCAGUCAUGUCAACAAAGAACAUUUCUUGGUUAUGUGGGAGACCCUACAGGCCAGUAUAGUUGAAGUUCUGGGUGUAGUGGAGGCAAAAGGAGAAGAAGCAGCCCAGGCAGCAGAGCAGCUGGAGAGGCUGUUGUUCAUUCUUCAUAGCCUCGUGUCUCAUCGGAACGGAGCUAAGGUCACAAAGCCAGAAGCCGUCUGCCAGACAGUGUUACAGCUGAUCCAGACCUCAGCUCUGCCAGCUUCCUGUUCCCGUCUGCUCCUCCAGAUCAUAUCCUCUGUCCUCCUUGGUGAGAACAUCACCCUGCCCAAAGCUCUCAUCCAGGAGAUUGUCCAAAAGGUGUUUGGCAGUACAAUGGGACAAGAUCUGAUCUUAGAGUUUACUAAGGAAAUGUUCACCAUGAAGGAGUUUGAACAGCUCUUCCUCCCCAGUCUGCUGCGUUUCACUGCUGGGUUAUUCAGCUGUGGUGACCGUCUCUCUCUACUCUCUGGCCUGGAGGUGCUUGUUAGUCUGAUCCUGGCCAAAGCACCACCUCCCACAGAUGGCUCCAUGGCCUUUGAAACCUACCCGUUACUCUUUACCGGACAGACCACAGGAGUUUUUAGAAACAAGGAGGCAGAUCAGCCGAAUGGUGAAAUAUCAGAGCAGCCGGCAGUACCAGAGCUGGUACUAUCAUUCGUCAAAUUUCCUGAAGAGCAGAACCAGCCUAUCACUGAUCUGUCGCUUCCCUGGGCAGCUCUCAUCCUGCUGCCACACCUCAGACCUCUGGCUUCAACUUGUGUCAUUCCACCUGUGACGGCUCUUCUAAACCGUCUGCUGUGUGAAAUUGAGACAGAUAAACUGGGGAAAGCUGCUCUGUAUGUGGUGAGACAGGCCCUCAGCUGCCUCCUCACUCUGGACAGCUCUGCUCAUGUCUUGUCACUCGUCGCUGUAGACAAAGUGACUUCACUUCUACGGAAGUUUCCCUCAGACCUGUCAGCCCUGCUUCUUGGAGAUCUCUAUUAUACCCGCCUAGCACUGAAUGGCGUUUCUGAGCAUUUAUCCCAUAGUGCACUGCUGGAGGUCUUCCACAUUCUGCACAUCAACCUCUCCUCCAACAUCUCCAUGAUUCGCCUGCUGACUCUCAGGAUCCUCUCGCACUUUGAGGCUGAACUCCCUACACACACUGAGGGUGAGGAGAAUGUGGAGGUGCAGCCGGUGUUUGCAGUUUGUCUUCAGGCGGAGCUGGUUCCGGCUUCAGUGCAGGACUACAGGGAAAAACUGCUUCACCUCCGAAAGCUGCGACAUGACCUGGUACAACGCAGUCUGCCACAGGGGUCAGACACCACCUUCCAGCAGGUGCCUCUGCGUUACCUCAUCGCCAUGCUGUUCGUCAAUUUCAGGCCCCUAUGGGAUGCAGUCAUUGAGCUACUUGUGAGUCAUGCUAAAGGGAUGGACAACAAGGACUUCUGGAGGGUCUACCAUGAACAACUGGAGAUGGUGGCUACAAUUGCUGAAAAAGAGCUGCAGGAGAUUGAUGAAGAUGAUGAUAAUGGUGAAAAGGAUGAGUCAAAUCUUCAGGGUGAACCCGGCUGCGAUGUCAUUGAAAGUGGCGAUGUGGGUGUGCUCUUCCUACAGCAGCUGAAGUUGACCUUUGACUCCAACGACAGGACAGACUUUCCUAAUUUCCGCAGCCUGCUGUGGCGCGCCAUGUCACAGUUUCCCGACAGGGUGGAACCACGCAGCCGUGAACUGAGCCCUCUACUGCUUAGGUUUAUCAGGGAGGAGUUUUACCCCACAGACCUGUUAGUGGCACCCACUCAAGACCUGAGGAAAAGGAAUGAUGUUGCCCUAGAGGAGUCUGAGAUGGCGGUGGAGGAAGAGGAGGAGCAGGAGGUGGAGGAGGAAAGCAGACAGCAGAAGAAGGGGCCUCCAAGGAGAGCUGCAGCCAAGCAGCUGAUUACCCAUUUGAAGGUGUUUGCCAAGUUCACCAACCCUUGUUCCCUCUACAUGGAGAGCAGCCUCAGUGAGCUCUACAAUCAGUUGCUCUGCCAUCAGGACCAUCAGAUUCAGCGGGUGGCACUGGAGUGUGUUCUCACAUACAAAGACCCCAACAUCGUGCCAUACAAGGAAAAUCUGGAGAGGCUUCUGGAUGACAAACACUUCAAAGAGGAGAUUGUUCAUUUUAAUAUCUCUGAGGAGACGGGGGUCGUUGAAGCGUCACACAGAGCCAGACUCAUCCCACUGCUCAUGAGGAUCCUGUUUGGUCGUCUGCGCAGUAAGGCCGGCAGUAAGUUCCAGGGAAAGGCCAGCGCUGCAUCCCGCUCCUCCAUUAUUUUGCGCUUCCUUGCAGGAUGCCAGGCUGAGGAACUAGGAAUGUUCAUUGACCUGUUGCUGGAACCUGUCUGCCAUCACAGCCAAGGUUCCUGUCUGGCUGCAGUGGAGCGGGCAGUAGCUGAGACUGAUGUGGGUGCUGUUCUGCCACUGGGCCGUCAGCACAGCCUUCUAAAUAUCAUCAGUGUGGUGAUGCACAAACUGGGCCACCUUAUCCACACCUACCUGCCCAAGGUGCUGCAGAUCCUGUUGUGUGUCACUGCCUCAGUGUCCACUGUCCUGGAAAACAGGGACCAGCUGCGGGUUGGUUGUAUCAGCCCUCUAAAGAACCUGAGGCGACUCGGGAUUCUAAGGAUUCUGGACUUCUUUGAUGGUUUCGACUCUUACAGUUUCAGCCCUGAUGAGGUGGAUGCAGUUUUCCAGAGUGUGGUCUGGCCUCAGGUGUGUCGUCUGCCCACAGAGAGCCCCUACUCUCCCACCCCUCUGCUCAAACUCAUCCAUUUGUGGUGCAAAAAUGCCAGGUAUUUUCCCCUGUUGGCCAAGCAGAGGACAAACGGCCCUGAGUUUGAUGUACUCCUCAAUGUUUUUGCCCUCCUCUCCGCCAAGAAUGCUUCUCCAGUGACUAUCACCAUGGUGAUGGACAUAGCAGAGUCCCUGGCGACCACUGAAGACUUUGUCUCGUCAGACACUGAGACAGAACUGAUUGUCAACAACUGUGUGUUCCCUCAGCCUGCAGAGAGUGCACUCAUCACUGCAGAUUCUUUAAGUCAGGGCUCCAGGCUGCUGCUGCCGCAUAUCUCCACCCUGCUGCAGUACCUCAGUGGAGUUGUACGGAACACAGACCGGCUCAAGAAGAAGAAGUUCAGAGCACAGGUGGCCAAAGAGCUCAACAUCCUCUCCAAGGUCAGUCGAUUUGUAAGUGACAAAGACCAGAGCUCUGUGCUCAUCAGUCUGCUGCUACCUUACCUCCAGAAAAGCAACAACCCCCCGGAGACAGAAAUUGACAUCCUUGCUACAGUACAGAAUCUGUUGCGGCAGUGCACACAGCCCUCAGCAUUCCUGCGGCCGCUAGGAAAGUUAUUCUCUGUGAUCCACAGCAAACUGCCCCGGCAAGCCCUCACGAAUGUCUUCCAGACUCUGUCAGAUCUGGAGCCAUCACUCACAUACAUCACUGACAUAGCUACCAAGCUGAAUGCGUUUGACAGUCGACACCUGGAUGAAAUCUACUUUGAUGUACGCUUGUCAGCUUUCCAAGGUGCUACUAGGCGUGUGAAAGACAUGCAAACUCUGGACCUGGACUUCAUCAGCACCGUCAUACACAACUGCUUCCACACCUAUGAGAUCGGUGACAUGUCCCUGGCAGACAACGCCACCUUAUGUCUGUCUGCAGUGAUUGCCCAGCUCGCAGCGGUCGGAGCUGGAGAACAGGUGUACAGGGACAUCAUACAACACACCAUCCUGGAUGCAGUGCACAAGGGAUUACGCAGCAAAACGGAGAAUGUUCAGCAUGAAUACACAACCGUUCUCGCCUGCUUGGUGAAGACUUUUCCUUCCAAAAAAGAGUUCAGAGACUUGGUGCAGCUCACCGACUACAACGACCCUGAAUCGGACUUCUUUGAGCACAUGAAGCACAUCCAGAUCCAUCGUCGAGGUCGCGCCCUACGGAAGUUGGCCAAGAGUCUGACUGAGGGCACCGUGGUCAUGACGUCUCGUUCCCUCCAGAAUUAUAUAAUGCCUUAUGCCAUGACGGCCCUCCUUGACGAAAAAAUGCUGAAGUAUGAGAACAUGACUUCAGCAUCAGUGGAGGUGGUGGGUGCAGUGUGUCGCAGGCUCACCUGGUCCAAAUACCUGUACUACCUCAAACACUUCAUCCACAUCCUGCAGACUGCACAAGCUGAGCAGAAACUGGCUGUUAGUUUGCUGGUCACAGUUCUUGAGGCGUACCACUUUGACCACCAGACCCUCAGUAAAGAAAUGGAGGCUGCUGAAGCCAGAGAAGGGGGGAAAGUGGCCGUGGAUGCAGAUGAUGAUGGGGAGGAUGAUGCAGCCGAUGAAUCUGAUGCAAGUGACGAUGAGGAAGCCAUGGAGACCGACAGUAAGACUGCUCCGGCUGAUGUUCCCAUGGAAACAGACACCACUGAUGGAGAAAAGGAAGCUGUCUCCAGUGAAGCAGCCACUACUGAAGUUAAGAAGCCGGUGGUGCCAAAACUCACCAUGGUAACCAGCGGGCUGCCACAGAGCAAAGAGGAACUGGAAUCUCUGAUCAGUGCCAUUCAUCGGACGAUUCACGACAGCGUGCUUCCCCGCCUUCACAAGUGUCUCACUGCAAAAGUUCAGCGUGAUGAGGAGCACAAGGCGGUGAAGUCCAAGGAUGUGAAGGAUGAGGAGGUGGUCCGAGUACCGAUCGCCUUUGCCAUGGUCAAGCUGAUGCAAACUCUGCCUCCACACAUUAUGGAGGCUAACCUGCCUGGGAUCCUGAUUAAAGUGUGCAUGCUGCUGAGGAAUCGCUUCCAGGAGAUCCGAGACGUGGCUCGUGGAACACUGAUUAAGAUUAUAGAGACACUGGGUUUCAGGUACCUUCAGUACCUGCUCAAAGAGAUGCAGAGUCUUCUCGUCAAGGGCUACCAGGUCCACGUGCUGACAUUUACAGUGUACCAGUUACUGUCUGCCCUCAGUCCAACCCUAAAGAGCGGUGACCUGGACCCAUGCAUGAACAUGCUCAUUGAUAUCUUCAACAAUGAGUUGUUUGGGGCUGUAGCUGAGGAGAAGGAGGUGAAGGGCAUCGUCUCCAAGCUGAUGGAGGCAAGACACAGCAAGAGCAUGGACUCCUAUGAGCUGCUCGCCCAGUUCUGCAGUAAGGAGAGCAUCACAAAGCUGAUACUGCCACUCAAAGAGAUUCUAGAGACCUCAUCCAGUCUGAAGGUGUGUAACCGGGUGGCUGCUGUGCUGCGACGGCUGGUCCUGGGUCUGCUAGCCAACACUGGCAUGACUUCUCAGGAUAUCCUCCUCUUGAGCCACGGACUAGUGAGCGAGAGCCUGCCACUGCUCACCAAAAGAGACCGAGAAAAAGCAUCAGUUCAACCACCCCCAGACCCUAGAUUGCCCCCUCCCAGCUGCCUACUGCUUCCACCAACACCAAAGAGAGGUGGUCAGAAAGCUCCAGUCAGCAGCAGAACCAAUAUGCACAUCCUGGUGGAUGCUGGGCUAAAGCUGCUUCACAUGAGUAUGAAGAAAGCCAAAGUGACAUCAUCCGAGGCCUCAGCUCUGGAGAUGCUGGAUCCUUUUGUUCUGCUGCUACUUGACUGCCUAAACUCCAUGCAUGUCAAGGUGAUAACCGAGGCUCUGGUGGCAUUCACGUGGCUGUUGAAGUUCCCUCUGCCUGCGGUGGAGCAGAACGCCAGCCAGCUGACAAAGCAGCUCUUUAUCCUGCUGAAGGAUUACUCCAAGGCUGGGGCGGCCCGUGGGGAGAACUACCACCUGGUCCAGAACUGCUUCAAGGCCAUAACCAUACUGGUGAAAAAUGUCAAAACCAACAUAAUCUCAGAGACACAACUGCAAGUGCUGCUGGGAUACGCUGAGGAAGACAUCUACGACCAGUCUCGCCAGGCCACAGCCUUCGGCCUGCUGAAGGCCAUUCUGUCAAGGAAACUCAUCGUUCCUGAGAUGGAAGAAGUGAUGAAAAAAGUGGCUAAACUGUCGGUCACUGGCAGCAAUGCUAUGAUCAGAGUCCACUGUCGACAGAUCUAUCUGAAGUACCUGCUGGACUACCCUCUGGGGAGGAAGCUGAGACCUCACCUGGACUUUGUGGUGGCUCAGCUAACCUACGAGCACGACACAGGCAGGGAGUCUGUGCUGGAAAUGCUGGCCUACAUCUUCCAGAUGUUCCCUCAGAAAAUCCUGCAGCAGAACUGUGGCCUGUUCUUUGCCCCGUUGGCUCUGGUGGUGGUCAAUGAUGACUCGGCACGCUGCAAGAAAAUGGCCGCCAUGGCCAUCAAAGCCCUGUUGGCCCAACUUGACCUGAACCACCAGAAUACCAUGUUCUCCCUCGUAGACACCUGGUUGAAUUCAGAGAAGACAAGCCUGCGGCGUCUCGGGGCUCAGAUUUGUGGUCUGUUUGUGGAGGUAGAGGAAGAGAAAUUCCACCGUCGCCUUGGCAACCUGCUGCCUCUCCUGGAGAAGGGAAUAAACCCUGACAACUAUGAAGAUAUUGAGGAGGAACAGGAGGAGAAAGGAGCAGACAGACUGUUGUUCAGUUAUCUGACACUCAUCAGCAAACUGACCAAACACUGUGGCCUGUUGGAGCUCGGGAAGCCUGAGGAUACACUGAAUCGCAUUUGGGGGCAUGUGGAAGCCCACCUGCGGUACCCUCACUGCUGGGUGUGGCUGACUGCCUCGCAGCUCUUUGGCCAGCUGUUUGCAGCCCACCAGGCAGAACAGCUGGUCAUGGUUUGGAGAGGAGAGGUAGAUAAAGUAACUCAGCUGCCAUCCUUGGCAUUCAUCACCAACAGCCUGGACAAGAAGAUGAGGGAGUUGGCGUUGUCUUUCUGCCAUCAGCUGCAGUCUAAGUUCCUGGACACAGCAUCAGGAGAGCAGGUGAUCAAGAACUUGCUCUUCGUCGGCAAAGUGAUCUACCUCAUUUCCCCCGAGUGUGACGACACUACAGCUGACGAAGGGGUGAAGGAGGAGGAGAAAGAGCACGAGCAGCAAGAGGAUGAAAAUGGCAAUGAAGAGCAGGAGAAAGAAAAGGAAGAGGAAGAAGAGGAUGAAGAUGACAAGGAUGAUCGGCCCCCUUCUCUUCUUUGGUUGAUGAAGAAGUUGUCUCUGAUGGCCAAGAGAGAAGCAGCACACACUCCCAAAGUCCCUCUGAAGAGAACGUGUGUGUUUAAAUUUCUCGGAGCGAUAGCCAUGGAUCUGGGGAAGGAGCGCCUCGGCCCGUAUCUGACCACUAUCAUCACUCCUCUGUACAGGGAGCUGGACAGCACAUACGCAGAACAAGAUCCUACUCUGAAGAACCUAGCACAGGAGUUGAUAGAGCUGAUGAAGAAACAGGUGGGACUGGAGAGAUUCUCCUUAGCGUUCUCUGCUGUCCAGAAGGAGUUUUCACAGAGACGAGCAGCACGCAAACGGCACAGAGCCAUGCAGGCGGUGGCGAACCCUGACAUCGCUGCAAAGAGGAAGCUCAAGAAAAAUAAGAACAAAAUUGAAGCCAAAAAGAGGAAAAUCGAGUUCCUUCGGCCUGGAUAUAAAGCUAAAAAGCACAGAAGCCACGCACUCAAAGACCUGGCCAUGGUGCAGUGACAAUGAGUGCAGAGACCAGAAUCUGUCACUCAUGGACACUUGGUCUGUUAAGCCACUCCUUUUGACUAUGCAGGUAUAUGUGGUGGCCAAGUCCAGGCUCAGAAGCAACAGACUCCAACAACUCACACCUGAUGUUACAUAAGGAUGCAUGUAAAAUCACACUGACCCCGCUGAUGUUCCAGCCUGGAGCUUGUACAAACCAAACCAAGCAAAAUGAUAGAUCUUUUGUGUAUUACACAAUUGACUUUCCUGUGUGGGAGAAUUAUAUAUAUGAGACAUUGUGACAUGAAAACAAUUUACACAGCAGGAAUUCUCUGUAUUACUAGGAUAUUCCUUCAGAUUCAUGAUAGAUGAGUUUUUUCUUGCUAUAAACAGGUUGUAGAACUCCAAAGAUUUAUAUCAUGUACAUUUUUUUGUAAUUAAAAACAUCCAGCGCUCUUA
Molecule: messenger RNA, 9039 nt
Organism: Sphaeramia orbicularis (orbiculate cardinalfish)
Lineage: Eukaryota; Metazoa; Chordata; Actinopteri; Kurtiformes; Apogonidae
Gene: utp20
Product: UTP20 small subunit processome component
Exons: 61
Coding region: 142-8598 (2818 amino acids)
Cellular component (GO): 90S preribosome; nucleolus; small-subunit processome
Source: RefSeq, a predicted model, not a curated record